AUGGGUGGACUCCAGGAAGGAGACUUCUACUUUUCCCUCACGAGGAACCCCCUUGAGACGUAUAAGGACCUCCUUUGCGAAGCCACAAGCUACUCCCAAGCCGAGCAGUUGAACUUGGCAAGAAAGGCUAUCGCAAGGUCAGUGUUAGAAACCCACUCAUUGAAGGAAAAGAGGCUUAACAACUAUGCCUAUGAUCGAUCGGCAAAAAGAAAGAAGCGAGAGUCGGGAUCCUCAACUCAGAAGAAUAAGGGUUGUGGCGCAAGCUUGGUUUUAGUAUUCCCUAGCGGGAUCACGGUGGAGUACGCUUUGCGUUUUAGCUUCCAGGCGUCAAAUAACGAGGCAGAGUAUGAAGCCUUCCUUGUAGGCCUUCACUUAGCAAAGAAACCAGGUGCUGAACACAUUAGCAUCCAUAAUAGCUUGUGGUUAAUUAGGUCAUCGGUGAGUACCAAGCUCGGGAGUAGCACAUGA
Molecule: messenger RNA, 468 nt
Organism: Prunus armeniaca (apricot)
Lineage: Eukaryota; Viridiplantae; Streptophyta; Magnoliopsida; Rosales; Rosaceae
Source: the annotation of a GenBank genome assembly